Molecule: messenger RNA, 2981 nt
Organism: Carassius carassius (crucian carp)
Lineage: Eukaryota; Metazoa; Chordata; Actinopteri; Cypriniformes; Cyprinidae
Gene: sema3gb
Product: sema domain, immunoglobulin domain (Ig), short basic domain, secreted, (semaphorin) 3Gb
Exons: 18
Coding region: 619-2874 (751 amino acids)
Biological process (GO): negative chemotaxis; semaphorin-plexin signaling pathway; positive regulation of cell migration
Molecular function (GO): chemorepellent activity; semaphorin receptor binding
Source: RefSeq, a predicted model, not a curated record
UGAGUUAAUAGGACUCGGUAUUGGGAACUUCAUGUACUAUCUUAUAAUUAAUGAUCCCCUCUGUGUAAGAUUAACUAAGAGGCCUGGUUUAUUAGCUGGAUGACAAUCCCUCAUUCAGUGCCUCAAUCAGGCAGCGGGGGCUCUGUGCUGAGGGCUGGCAGGGAGCUGGUUAACACUGACACGGCUGGCUGGUUUUAAUAGGGAGGUAGUGGAGAGAGGGCGAGGUACAGCACACAGCACAGCCGACACCUGCAAACACUUGACUGGACUUGGACUCUGGAAUACUAACGGAUUUGCUUCUCAUGAUAUUGUGAAAGAUGACAGUGCGACUGGAAUUGGGAAAGUUUUUCUGAGCUCCGCGUUUAUUCUCAAAGGGUAAGCGGUUAAUGAACGCAAGAAUAGUUGUUUUAACUGAGCCGACUGGAAACUUUGGCAACUGAGAAAGAACGAAGAAACAACCUACAGUACAAGCCUACAAACAAAUGGACAUUGACGCAUUGAGGUGUGUUUUGUGACUGUUUUGUUCGCAUCGGACAGCUGUGCCACGGAAUGUAACAUCUUCCAUCUUAAGUUACCUGGACAAGAAAUCUCGGUGGGUAAACUGCUGCUGUCAUUAUCAUGAUCAUGAUGCAAACCCUGCUCCUCAUCCUGAACUUAUGUGUCUGGGGUUGUCAUUGCAACGCCCGCACAACACCCCGAGUGCACCUGUCAUAUAGAGAGUUACUAGAGACAAAAACCAUACGGCCGUUCAGUUUCUCCUUCAACACCAGCGACUACAGAAUCCUGCAUAUGGACCAAGACCAAGGCCGGCUCUACCUGGGCAGCCGUGAAUAUCUAGUCUCUCUAGACAUGCAAAAUGUCAAUAAAGAACCCCUUAUUAUUCACUGGCCAGCAACAGCACAAAGAAAAGGGGAGUGUAAAUUAACUGGCAAAGGUGGACAGGGAGAGUGUGCUAACUUUGUGCGUCUGAUUGAGCCGUGGAACAGGACUCACCUGUACACCUGCGGCACAGGAGCUUAUAAACCCAUCUGCACUUUCCUCAACAGAGGCUGGAGAGCUGAGGAAUACCUGUUCCGGCUGGUUCCUGGUUAUAUGGACUCUGGAAAAGGAAAGUCUCCUUACGAUCCCCGGCAGGAGAAUGCAGCAGCUUUGAUAAAUGGGAACCUGUAUGCUGGAGUACAUGUGGACUUUAUGGGUACAGAUCCAGCCAUCUUCAGAACCUUGGGAGACCGUCCCGCUGUCAGAACCGAGCAGUAUGAUUCCCGAUGGUUGAAUGAGCCUGUGUUUAUAAAAAUCCAGAAGAUUCCAGACAGUGCAGAGAAGAAUGAUGAUAAGCUUUACUUCUUCUUUCGGGAGAAGAGUUUAGAUGCUUCGGGGGGCAGCGCUCCGAGCGUCCUCGCCAGAGUAGGCAGAGUCUGUCUGAAUGAUGAUGGAGGUCAGAGGUCAUUGGUGAAUAAGUGGACAACGUUCCUCAAAGCACGGCUGGUCUGUUCUGUGAUUGGUGCAGAUGGUGUUGAAACUUACUUUGAUGAAUUGAGAGAUGUUUUCAUCCAGAGGACCCAUGAUGAACGGAACCCCAUUGUGUAUGCUGUGUUCUCCACAGCUGGCUCUGUGUUUAAGGGCUCUGCCGUGUGUGUGUACUCAAUGGCAGACAUCAGAAAUGUCUUCAAUGGACCCUUCUCUCACAAACAUGGCCACAACUACCAGUGGACACCUUAUACUGGCAAAAUUCCUUACCCUCGCCCGGGGACUUGUCCUGGAGGAACCUUCACCCCUGAUCUCCACACCACUAAAGCCUUCUCUGACGAGGCUGUAAACUUUGUCCGCGCCCAUCCGCUGAUGUAUCAACCUAUAUAUCCAAUACACAAGCGCCCACUGGUGGUCAGGACUGGAGUUGACUACCGUUUCACCACUAUUGCUGUGGAUCUGGUGGAUGCUGUGGAUGGAAGAUAUGAGGUGCUGUUCCUGGGCACAGAUCGUGGCACAGUCCAGAAGGUGAUUGUCUUACCAAAAGACAUCAGCACAACAGAAGAGCUCAUUUUGGAGGAGGUUGAGGUUUUUAAGACUCCAGCUGCUGUCAAAACUUUGAAGAUUUCUUCUAAAAGGCAACAGUUGUACGUGUCUUCAGAAAGGGGACUUACCCAGGUGUCCUUGCACAGGUGUGCCGUUUAUGGCAAGGCCUGUUCAGACUGCUGCCUGGCCCGUGACCCCUACUGUGCCUGGGAUGGAGAACACUGCUCUGCUUUCACUCCGGCUACCAAGAGGAGAAGCAGAAGGCAAGAUAUCAAACAUGGAGAUCCUUUACGGCAGUGCAGAGGAUUCAAUGCUAAAGAGAAGCGUCUGAGGGAGACGGUGCAGUUUGGGGUUGAGGGGAGCAGCACGUUCCUGGAGUGCCAGCCAAGAUCUCCGCAGGCCUCUGUCAAAUGGCUCUACCAGAAGGACGGCAAGCGAAAAGCACUCAGUCGAGACAAAGAUGUCUUGAAGACUGGUCAUGGCAUCCUGCUGAAAUCUCUCACCCAAUUGGAUGCCGGCCUUUACCACUGCCUGGCAACCGAGAACAACUUCAAGCACACCGUGGCACGCAUCUCCUUACGGAUCCUGGACCGGGAGAUUGUGGAGGCGCUGACUGAGUCAGACGUCCCAAUCGAACCAGAGCACCGCCGCCACCAUUCCCAUCACCACCCUCCACCGCCGCCCCCUCCCCCUCAGACCAACCCACCUGCUCUCAAGCUCCACCCACAGCCUGAAGUGCGUCUCAUCAACCAGUACUGCCAGUCCUACAGGCAGCAGAUACAAAGCCAGCCACACAAAGCCAAACGCAACAACCGCAGGCACACGGGAGAACAGGAAGGGGAGGAGCUACAGGAGCAGUGAAUGGAACAGCACCUGGGACCCUGCUGACCAUGUCCCGUCCAUGUGCCCCAUCAUUAUGUACUUCCUCGGCAAACUUGGUCCAUUUAAUAAAAUGAUUCAUUAGUUUA